Messenger RNA from Pseudozyma hubeiensis SY62, 861 nucleotides. RefSeq lists its product as hypothetical. The coding region runs from base 1 to 861 and encodes 286 amino acids. The record is from RefSeq and is a predicted model, not a curated record. The transcript has a single exon. NCBI's taxonomy places the organism in Eukaryota, Fungi, Basidiomycota, Ustilaginomycetes, Ustilaginales, Ustilaginaceae.
AUGGCGGCGGCCACCAUGUCCUCUGCAACCUUUGACCCUGCAGACUCAGCCGCCAUGUCCUCACAAUCCUCGGUCUCGGUUUCCUUUUGGGACAACUUGAGCAGGCAUUGGACAGAGGCCGACAGCAACAAGCAAACCCUCAUGGCCAUCCUGCUCAUUCUCCAGCUCGUGGCUCUGUUUUGCUUCAUCAAGCGCUCCCUGGAUAAGAUGUUCGGGCGACGUGCAGAGUAUCGCAAUCAGCGCACAAAACACUUUGCUCGUAGAGCUGCUGUUGCCGCUGCCGGUGGCUCCUCCAAAUCGGGCAUCCCUCUCAGCCAUCAACGCCCGCUCUAUCGUUCCGACAUCAAACCUCAGCUGCCACCAAGACCGUCUCAAAACCAUCCUCUCCGCUCAUCAGGUCCAUCCGCAUCCCAGCCAUCCUUUGAAACCACCUCCACCGGCGACAUUGUUUUACCGUCGUGGACUGAUGCAGGUCCCACUCCGCUCAGGGUCAUCAUCGAAGAGCCCGAGGAGAGUCUCUCCCGCAGCAACUCUCCCCUGCCAUCUCGGCCUCAUUCGCCCGCCAUGUAUCGCGACGCACAGCGUUCGCCCGUCUCUGCUGUCUAUCAAGACGUUGCUCCUCACCACUGGGCCCAUCCCUCCAACUCCCAAAGAGACAGCACCUCGCUCAGGCUCAGAGAGCGCAACGAUUAUUCCAUGCUCCCUUUCAACAUCGAUCGCUCUUCUACCCCAGACACUCGUCUUGAAGAAGUCAGGCGCCCUUUCAGUCGACCAAGCCCUGCCGACAGCCACUUAUACACCACCUCGCAGCAGCCCGCAUUCGCAGAUCCGCUUUCAGCACAAUCCUUCUCGCCUGCCUGA